Ricinus communis (castor bean) is the source of this 2604-nucleotide messenger RNA. RefSeq lists its product as uncharacterized. The record is from RefSeq and is a predicted model, not a curated record. The coding region runs from base 84 to 1553 and encodes 489 amino acids. The transcript is spliced from 6 exons. NCBI's taxonomy places the organism in Eukaryota, Viridiplantae, Streptophyta, Magnoliopsida, Malpighiales, Euphorbiaceae.
AAAUAAAAACUCGCAAAUAAUUUCAAUGCCAUCAAAAUAAUCCAAUACAACAAGGAAAUCCCUAUAAUCACUCUCUUCUAGCCAUGGAAGAAGCCGAUCCCCUAUUCGGCUUCAGCCCCGGCACGGCUCCUCCUUCUGUAGUCACUCUCUCUCCAUUUUCUCCCAUUCCGGUACCAUCCUCUCGCCGACUUUCGAGUCACUUCAUUCCAAGCCGCCCUGUCCCCUCGGCUCGACGGCUGGCAUGGGUGUCUUUACGCGGUCGGCUUGUAAAUGCAGAGGAAGCCAGCUCUGCUAAAGCCAUUGGCUUGAGCCGAGAAGAAACUGUAGCUUGGGAACUAUUUAGCCCCAUUCAAAGGUUUCUCAUUGUUGCAGUGAUUGGCGUUGCUGUUGCGGAAUCGAAAAAGAAUCUGCUCAUUUCUCAGCUUAAGAAAUCGGUGGACCUUAGGGAUCAGGUGCUAUCAAAUAUGCAACAAAAGCUAGAUGAUCUAUGUGAGCAGGUGAACAGCAUCAAGAACCAUUCAAGACCUGAGGCCAAUGCAUCAUUCAACAAGAACACAGAAUCACUAUCUAGUGAUGCUUUUGGCGGCGAUAAAAUUAAAUUUGUCGAUUGUGGUUGUUGGCAUUGUGAUCAUCACUACAACCUUUUUGCUGAUCCAAUGGGAAACGCUGUUAUGAAAACGUCUAGAGGAGAUGAGGUGUUGCAGUACAAAACUCCUUUAGUGAAUGAGGUAGAACAAGAAGAGCGGCGCAUGUCAGAUUUGUCAGAUUGGGCUUCUAGUGUUUCCUCUACAGCAGAUAUCCAGAUGAACAUGUCUGCAGUAGAUCAUGAUAUCUACAAUCUCAAGAAGGAGUGUGAAGAAAAAGAUGCCACCAUAAAGGAGCUGACUACUGUUCUUCAAUCAAAGAAUAUGGCAGGUUCAAAGAGAACUGCAGAGCUGGAAGACAUUAUACACAGGAAGAACUCGACGAUUGCAAAACUUAAGAGAGAUAUACUAGUAUUGGAACAAAAGUUGGUGCACCUUACAAGGCUUCGGAGACCAUCUUCCUCUGAAUAUAUCCCAGAAAGUUGGCAACUUCCGCUUAUGAUGGAAAAUAUCGUUUAUGAUAUGGACAGUACUACUAGCCCUUCUUCUUCCGAUUCAGAUUCUUCUCCAGUGAAUAGAUCACUAGCUCCAGUUGUUAAAAACCAGGCCGCCCCUGUUCAAAACAGUACUAAUAGCUCUUUCUCUUCAGAUACAGAUGCCCCCCAAUUGAACCAACAACUGUGUCAUAUUGAUCGAAUUCCGGAGACACCUCUUCACGGUGGUUACAUUGCUCCUACAACACACCGGAAAUCAGCCCCAGCAAAGGCCUUGGUUUCUUUUGCAAAAUUAACUGAACAGAAAAUACAGUCUGGACCAGUAAGUCCUCUCAAAGAAUCAACAAAUCAAAAUUCCGGUAGAGUUUCUUCUUUAAGGUCCAAGCAGGUGUCAGCUAGUGGGGAAUUCAAGAAAAUUAGAAGGCGAACCCAAACUGCCUCUAAUAAUGCAGCUCCUAAGAAGAAAUGGGUCUAGUAAGUAACCCAAACCUCUGGCAAUGCAAUAUUUAAGGUGCCAUCAAAAUAUGUUUCAUAUUGAAAUUAAGUCACCUAGUUGAAAAGGAACUUCAAAACGGUCUCUGGCGUUUUAAGCGUUUUUCACUAUGAAAUUUUAAGCUGCAUUGCAACGAGUAGAAAGUGGCAUGGAGUUUGGCAUCUUGAAACUCUCCGAAAUUGUUUAAGUCAAAACUGAAUGAUAUGAAAUCAAUCAAUACUGUGGGAAUAGCUGGAAAUUUUGACUUGCUCCUGGAUUAGAAACCUCACUUCUGAUAGUCAAGGCUUGACCAUUGAAAUCUCAUUGCAGGAGUGACUGCUGAAUUUGCCCCCAACAAAUUGUCGGGGUGAAUGAGAUAAUCAUCAUGCUUGUGGGUUAAGGUUCCGCACGUGCUCAUGCUGAAAUUUAGACAGAAGGGAAUUUAAUCCUUCCCUUCUUUUUGUUUAUAUAUAUUUAUACAUGUCCAAGUAUAUAUGUAGUGUAGAUGCGGAAACUUCAGGAUGAAUGGCCGUUGUUAUUUUAAAGUGAUGUAGUCAGCCAUAAUCGUGUUAUAUAUCAUAUAGUUGUAGCUAUAUUAAUAAUUUUUGCAGGAUAGAGUUCUGAUUGUGAUAAUUGCUUGUUUGAAUUAGGGAAUGGGGGUAUUGGUGAAUUAGCAUAGAAAUUUGACCUAGUCCUGCCAGUCUAGAAUGAAAACUUGUAGAAUGAUAUCAGUGAAAAGGUUAGGGUUUGCUGAAGAUGAAGAUGAUGAUGGGGUGUGCGGUCUUUAGUCAAAACUGAAAACUGGUAAACGAUAUCAGUGAAAACGAUUACAAGUUGCAAUAUGAUUUUGUAGUUUUGCGGUUUCAGGUCUCAUUCGUUGCCGCGUUUUAAGAAAACUCGGCAGCAGCAGUAGGUGUGCGUUGUUUAAUAGUCUGGUCUAUUUACAAUUUCUGCCUUUGAAUUUUCUUUGGAAAUUUAACUUUAUUUAUAAUUGUUGUAUUUGUAUUUGUAUUUGUAACACAAACAAAAGGACUGAAUUCUGCGACUCUGCCCA